Messenger RNA from Gaeumannomyces tritici R3-111a-1, 2730 nucleotides. RefSeq lists its product as hypothetical. The record is from RefSeq and is a predicted model, not a curated record. The coding region runs from base 1 to 2730 and encodes 909 amino acids. The transcript has a single exon. Lineage: Eukaryota; Fungi; Ascomycota; Sordariomycetes; Magnaporthales; Magnaporthaceae.
AUGUUGACCAGUAUCGCCUCCUCGUCGCGCCCUGCGUGCUCCAUACACGUCCGCGCCGCCGGCAUCCGCUCCCUAGCCCGGUCGAGCGCCGUCUUAUUACGCUCACAGGACCAAACGCGUGGCAUCCGCCAUGGGUCCCGCGGCCCGUACUUGGACCCCGAGUCUGCCCAGGAGACCACGAGUCAACGCAACAGGCUCAAGCAGCUGGAGGCCAAGAACAGGAAGCUGACUUGGGACAAACAUCCGGAUGCCUUGCCCGUCUGCAAGAUCGAGAAGCGCAUGGCCAGCCACUACCAGCGCGCCCAGAAGCCCGAUGCCCUGAGCUCGAGUGCCGGCGAGACUGCUGGGUGGACUGGUGACAACAUUGAGGCCGUGGAGCGAGGCGCGCUGGAAAACCUCCUGUUCGGCCAAAAGGACAGCAAAGCCUCCGCAGCCAGCCAGCCCAAGGCAGCCUCUGCCACCCAGAAGGCUUCGGUCAAGACGAUGCCACAGAGCGUACCGCAGUCCACCUUGGAUCCCGAGUGCAUCAUCGAUCCCAUCACGAACCGCAAGGUUCUCAAGUCGGCGACCAAGGCCUCGCCGCCAGAACACAGCCCAGUUUUCGACACGGACAUGCCUGCGACCUCUGAGGAAUUGAGGCAAUACAGUCAGGUCAAGAUUGAUGACGACGGAAAGAGACGCGUCAUCCACCAAUCCAGCCAUAGUGGCGUGUUCUGGCACUGGGACAGCGGCGUCAAGGUGGCUGGCGUCGAGGCAUUCGCCGAGAUCGUCAAGACCCAUGCGGUGAAGCGCAGCGUCAACGGCCUCUCAGCUACACUGGCCAAAGAAUCCGGGGAGAAGGAGUACACCGACCUGAACAAGUACAAGCCCAUCCUUGAGCCUGAAGCGCCUGCCCAGCAGGAUGAGGCACCUCAAUACGAGGAUCUAGACAAGUACAACCCAGUCAUGGACAAGAGGACGCCUGUGGCCCAGGAUCCCUCGGCUCAGUACAAAGACCUUGACCAGUACAAUCCCGUCAUGGAGAAGCGCACGCCUGUUCCCGAGGAUCCCUCGGCUGCGUACGAAGACCUCGACAAGUACACGCCCGUCGCGCACAACGAGCCCGACGGCAAGCUCGAGUCGCCCUUCGAGAAGGAGACAUACACGGACCUUCCUCAGUACAGUGCCGUCAUGUACAAUGAGCAUGACGGAAAGCCACUGGACUACGUGGAGUCGUCAUACGACCCUACCGAGCUGGCCCAGUACGGUGCUUUCAUGUACAAUGAGCCAGAUGGCAAGCCACCACCAGCACAGAAGCCCGCCGAGUAUACGGAUCUGAACUUGUAUGGGAAGGCUGUCAGGUAUCAGGAGCCCGACGGCAAGCCGGCUUCAGCGGCCAACGAGAGCCAGACGUACGAUGACCUGAACGAGUACGGCCCUGUCUGGCAUCUUGAGCCUGGCGGAAAGUCACUCGAGGCUCUAGCUGCCGAAGCCGCAGCCUCCCCCAAGCGCUACACCGACCUCGGCAAUUAUGAAGCCGGCGUGCGGUACCAAGAGCCAGACGGCAAGGCGCCUCAGCCGGCCGACGCGGUCGUUGCGUCCCUGGGCAAGCUCGACGCGAUCCAGGAGCAGAAGGGCCUGCCCGUCUAUCCCGAGCCCACGGACGAGCAACGCCACGCGGCGGAGCUCGAGCGCCUCCGCGCGAGCGAGGCGCGCGACGAGGCCGCCGUCCACGCCCUCGGUGUGAUCUCCGAGGCCCCCCGACAGGACCCCAGUGGGAACUCUGCUCAGCCGCAGCCGUCCGGCCUCGCCGCCGAAGUCCUGAACAGUAAAGCCCCCACGCCCUCCUCCGUCCCCCCGUCCCCGCGAGGCCCGUUUCGAUCCCGACUGACUGGUCCCCAAAGGAUACGCGCCGUCCUCGACCCCUUCUCCAGAACUCCGCAGGGCCUAGAGACGUCGUAUGCAGACGAGUGCGCUGGCGCGCCGACCUGGCCGACCUUUGUCAGGACGUACGGCGAGCCCGCCGCGUCCGCGCCCGUCACGCCCCCGGCCGCGCCGGUUCAGCAGCCAACAGUAUACAGGAUCUUGGCCUAUGAUCCGGCGACGCAGGCGGUAACCACUGCAGAACUCACCUCGACCGUGCCCGACAGCUCCGCCGCGCUGUCCCCUGGCGAGGCCCUCCUCAAGCUUUCCCGUCCUGCCCCGUUUUUUCCUUAUUUCUCACGGCUCCAGCAAGACGGGUUCGAGAUCGCAUCCGGCAGCGGCGACAUGCUCAUCUUUCGUAAAACCCAAUCGCCCAUCGCCGCCAACACCUCGGCCUCGCAGGAGACAGAGCCCCAAUCGGCGCUAGAUGCCCCAUCGGAUGCCCUCCCAAGCGUCAACCCCAUCGACAUGACGGGGUCACAGCCGUUCAUCUGGGAGCCCGCUUCGGCCAAGUUUGCGUCACCGACGGGCUACGUCCGCUAUGAACCCGAGCCGGCCGUCGACUGCAGGCCGCCUCCUCCCCGCACCCAUCAGCAGCAGCAGCAACAGCAGAGUAAGCCCACUCCCAACAGCGAUGGUUCCUGGCCGUCAACGGCUCCUGGUGCGCGUCCGGCGGACGAGCCUGGCCAGCGCCGCCAGCCGGCCCGGCUGGCCAAGCGGGUGGUGGUGGGUGCGACGUGGAUCGCCGGGGUCUCGUACGGCCUCGGCGUCGUGGCCGACUAUUUCAAGUCCGGCGGCGCUGACGGCAAGGGGCCCACUCGGUUCUAA